This is a messenger RNA of Dermatophagoides pteronyssinus (European house dust mite), 703 nucleotides long. RefSeq lists its product as uncharacterized. The record is from RefSeq and is a predicted model, not a curated record. Lineage: Eukaryota; Metazoa; Arthropoda; Arachnida; Sarcoptiformes; Pyroglyphidae.
AAUUUGUUUUAUUUGAACGACUGGUUUGGCAUAUUUUAUUUUUUGUCAAAAAUUGAUCAUUUCCGUUGUUAACAAAUGAAUGAAACGCUUUUGCAAGCUCCUUAUGUUUUAAGUUGGAAUUAUACAAAUUCAAGUUCAAAUCUGAAUGAAAAUUUUGAUUUUUUUCAAUUAUCUAAUUCAACAACAAUACAUAAUUCAACAACAAUAUCUAAUUCAACUGCAAUAUCUAAUUCUACUACUGAUAAAGAAAAACUAUCAAUAACAAAUUCAGCAGUGGUUGCAAUGCUAUUACUCAUGGCAUUAAUGUCACUUGUUAUUGCUAUUUGCUGUGUAUUUACCAUCUAUCUUGAUCUUACACCGACAAAUCCAUCAUCGAAAAUGAAAGAAACAACAAAAAAACCAACUACAACAACAACAUCAGCAACACAAAAAUCGGAAAAAACAACCGAAAGAAAACGUCGUUGUCCAGCACCGGAAGAAAUAGUUGAUGGAUAUGAAAUGGAAGCACCAAGUGAUCCAGGUCAGGUGUUCAAAUCUCGAAAAAAAAGUUAUGAACAAUUUCAACAAGAAUUUGAAAUGGACCGAAUGAAAUUAUUAGAAAAAAUGGGCAAUGGAGCAAUUUUGAUGAAACAAUAAAAAAAAAGAAAGGAAAACACUUAUGUUUCUAAAAUGAAUGUUAGACCAAAUAACAACAAUAAUAUCC